ACAAGUAAUAAAAACAUCUUAAAAUCAUUAAAACAUGACAGCUGUACUAAGACAAUUUUUUUGGUUCUUAAAGUUAAACACACUUUUCUCAAGAUGGGGGGAUUCUUCAGAACUGCAGCAAUUACACAAAAAUGGUCGAAUUAUAGGGGGUCAGGAAGCGAGAGCUGGUCAACUGCCAUUUGCUGCUGCCAUUUACAUCACCACCAGCGACGGUUCAUACUUUUGUGGAGGCACGCUAAUAAGUGACCAAUGGAUUUUAAUUGCCGGUCAGUGUGUUAACAGUGCAAUUUUAUUAACUAUCCAUUUAGGAGCUACAAACUUAGUUGGAGAUGACCCUAAUCGUAUAAUUGUCGCUACUUCUGAAUACAUUAUCCACCCAGAUUUUAAUUCUGAAACACUCGACAAUGACAUAGCUCUUAUUAAACUGCGAUUACCCAUUGAAUUUACUGGUUAUAUCAAACCAAUUGAUUAUUUGGCAACCCAUACGCUACCGGUUGGUGACAGAAGCGUUUCAAUUGGUUGGGGCCACACAAGUGACGAAGCAGCAGAACUUUCCAAUCAAUUACAAUGGGCCAAUGUGAUAAGCAUAUCGAACGAUCAGUGUAAAAUAUACUACGGCAACCAAAUUACUGAAACCAUGGUCUGUAUUGAAGGGAUUUAUUACAAUGAGGGCACAUGCAUGGGUGACAGUGGUGGUCCCUUAAUACAAUAUGUCAGACAAUAUCGGUACCAUGCUGGUGUUGCAAGUUUUUACAGUGCAAAUGGGCGUGAAAGUACCGACCCAUCUGGUUACACAAGAACAUACCCAUAUGUAGAAUGGAUCAAAAAUAUAACUGGAGUAAUAUAACCCCAUUUCGGUUUUUACACUUUUAUUGAAAAUAUUGUAAUAUUACAACAUUAUUGGGUCUUGGCAGCCAA
Molecule: messenger RNA, 918 nt
Organism: Zophobas morio
Lineage: Eukaryota; Metazoa; Arthropoda; Insecta; Coleoptera; Tenebrionidae
Product: brachyurin-like
Exons: 6
Coding region: 35-847 (270 amino acids)
Biological process (GO): proteolysis
Molecular function (GO): serine-type endopeptidase activity
Source: RefSeq, a predicted model, not a curated record